AUAGUGCAAGUGAUCUUUCGCACCUAAAGUUAACCUUAAUCGAUUAACCUUGAAACAUCAAUUAAAACUUUGCAGUAAUUAAGAAUCGAUCGCGAGUGCAUGUCGCUUGAUGCUACUGCUAUUUCGCGAUUAAUUGUCAAUCAUUAUAUAAAGAUUUUAGUUCUCUUACCUUAUUUGAUUUGUCAAUCGGAUACUUCGGAAAAAAUCCAUCUCGAGUUACGGCAGAAAAAGCACUGAUUGCCUUUUAUCUAAUUUACAGAAGCAUUAAUUACAGUGGAAAGAAAAAAAGAGAUAUAAUCGUCCGGUAUCGCUAUCUCUUUUGUUGCAUUCAUGGGUAUUCUAUCAUAUGUCAUACGUCAUACUACGUCACGCGAACGUCACUACGGAGUGAAGUUCAUUGCUUAAGUUAUUUAUUGUUAGCUGAAAAUUUGAAUCUUUCUCAACCGGUCGACGCCGAGUCGGAGUCACGUCCUUCUUCUCUUUGCGAGUUAAUUAAUCGAUCCGAAUGGACUAAUUAGCAUAUAAAAAGCUCGUGUCUUUCGCAGGAUUUCUCCUGUCCAGGAUCGAUCUGACACAAUCUGAUGAGUUAAUCCGCAAUUGAAGAAAUCGGAAACUGCAUGGGCAGGAUAUAUUGAAUUUCUCUUGUCCAGGACAGCAACAGUUCAACAGAAUCAAUUGCAUCGGGGGACAGGAUCAGUGAAUGAAUUCUAUUCUUAUUGAUGCAAAUAUUUUCGGUAGUAUUGCGAUACACAGUGCGAUUCACGCGUUGUGUCGGGAGUGCCGUCUAAAGUUUCGCAUAUCGGGAGUGCCGUGUAAAGUAUUGGGCGAUCGUAAUUAUUUAUAUUUUUGCGAGUGUCGUGAGUGCUACCAAGAGAGGAGGAGGAGGCCCGGGGAGGCAUCGGGCGACAGCGGGGCAACUGUGAGAUCAAUGUGCUACGUACUACAACUGAUAAGCUACUGCAGGUAUCGGUAGCAUUGCCAUACACAGUGCGAUUCACGCGUCGUGUCGGGAGUGCCGUGUAAAGUGUCGCGCGUCGGGAGUGUAAAGUUUCGCAUAUCGGGAGUGCCGUGUAAAGUGUCGGGCGAUCGUAAUUAUUCGUAUUUUCGCGAGUGUCGUGAGUGCUACCAAGAGAGGAGGAGGAGGCCCGGGGAGGCAUCGGGUGACAGCGGGGCAACUGUGAGAUCUAUGUGCUGCGUACUACAACUCUGCUGCUGCACGUCUCGAUAUACGUUUCUAUCUCGGAACAAUUCAGCGCCGGUGUGAAGUGAAAUAAUUUCUCGAACGCGAGGAGGUUCCUGCGAAGAGCUGCUCGUCGGUCUGAUAAGACACAUCGCGGCGAUUCUGCAAGGCGAGGAAAUUUAUCUUCGAUGCGAAGGUGGAUGACAAGCGAAGAAGUUUGCACAAAAUUCUGCGAAUUUUCGAAUUGUACUAUCGAGCAAGAAAAUCCUUUAGCGAAGUGAAGAUGGUCUUCAUAAGUUCCAGUUGCUGCGACCGCAGAUACAGCGAUUCUGCACGACCGGAUUACAAUUACGACAAUUACAACAAGAUUAAUGCGGAGAUCGGACGUUAUCCCUCUCAAUACAACGAGCGAAAUCCUAUUGAGAGAUUCGGAUGGCAAACACAAAGUCGGCCCCCAGGUUCCACCGGAAACGGCGGUAGACCCGGAGGAGGAGGAGGCGGAAACGGAAUCUACGCAGGAAAUCAAUCGGGAGACAGAUAUCCAUCGCGUCCGUCAGUGUACGGAAGUGAAAGUGCUAACAGACCCAGCUCUUUGGGAUAUGGCUCGGGAAACUCUGGAGGAUAUGGUCAAGGGGGCUAUGGAAGGCCGCCUGGAUAUGGAGGUUCCAACGGAGGCUACGGGAUUUCAGGGACAUUAGCCGAUGGUGACGAAUUCGGUCCUGGCGAUUCGGGCCCGGAAGGAAGUGUGCCACAGCUUCCCGCAAACAUUCAGGCGCAAAAGGCCGUAGCGUUAAAGGCUCUAGCUGGUGUUGCAUUAAUUGGAGCAGCAGCGGCAUUAGCUUCAAAUCCGGUUCUCCUACCAAUUGGCAUCGUGAGCGGAAGAAAGAAAAGAUCGGAAACUUUCUCGGAAGUCUCGGAACCGCAGACCGAUUUCCAAAUGGAUUACAUUUUAAACGUGUUGAAGAGAAAUUUAUACAAGAUACAAAAAGAUACCUCGACCAAUAGAUUGAUCGUUUCUCCGAGAUGCGUCGCCAGAUUGACUUGCGAAAUCCAGAAGGAUUAUCUGUCCGAUGUUGAUAAGGACGUCGAAAUCUUGAACGCUAAUCGGAAUCGAAAAUAUCAUCUUACCAAUCUGAUACGUAACAAUGUACUUAAUGUCGCUUCCCUGAAUACAAAUGUGAAGAAUCUAAUCAAACUGGCAGUCGACGUCGCUAUGGAAAAUAGAAACUGCAACGUGUUUGCUUGUAAUUAUCUAAGAAAAACUUGAAUUUGAUGUUUUUAAAUUUUAAUCAUAUAAUCAUAUCACACUUAUCUAAUACUUAUUCGAUAAGAAAUAUACAUGCACGGAAAUAAAGUCUCUUCUCAUACGAUGGUAGCGUAAUUUGAAGAAA
Messenger RNA from Nylanderia fulva, 2571 nucleotides. RefSeq lists its product as uncharacterized. The record is from RefSeq and is a predicted model, not a curated record. Lineage: Eukaryota; Metazoa; Arthropoda; Insecta; Hymenoptera; Formicidae.